UUUAACCUGACCUACCUAUAUAAGAAAGACCACCAUUCUGCAACACCUCCAUCAAAAUCAAAAAGCUCAGAUCUCUCUUUUUCACAAAUACAAAGAAACGAAAAAAACUCUCAACCAAAAGAUCAAACAAAAAUGAGUUCAGCUUGCAGAGCUUGGGUAGUGGCAGCAAGCAUAGCAGCUGUGGAGACCCUGAAAGACCAAGGAGUUUGCAGAUGGAACUUUGUCAUAAGGUCAAUGCAGCAGCAUGCCAAGAACAACAUCAGAUCCUACUAUCAAGCCAAGAAACUCUCUUCUCAGACUUCUUCUGCUAUUUCUAAUCAGAUGAAGCGAUCUAAGGAGGAGUCAGUGAGAAAAGUCAUGGACUUGAGCUGCUGGGGUCCCAGCACAAUCAGAUUUUAGUAUAUUAUUCUAUGAAGAUGUAAUCCUCUAUCCUCCAAGAAAUGAUUUCUUGUUUCAUGAGA
Juglans regia (Persian walnut) is the source of this 461-nucleotide messenger RNA. RefSeq lists its product as uncharacterized. The transcript has a single exon. Lineage: Eukaryota; Viridiplantae; Streptophyta; Magnoliopsida; Fagales; Juglandaceae. The coding region runs from base 133 to 399 and encodes 88 amino acids. The record is from RefSeq and is a predicted model, not a curated record.